GUCAAACAGUCUCAAAGCAUUGUGUCAGGCAGUUAGCUGCCGCUGUUAGCUAGUUGUUCAUUAAACUGUCCCGCCCAAGCAGGUUGGAUAAGUAUUUGUUGUAAUUGUUAGCAGAAACGUCUGGGUGUGUUUGGCAGUGUCAGAGUUGUGGUUUUCUUGUCUUAUCAACAGUUGAGAGUGUUAGAAAGCCACAGCUAGCCGGGUAGCAGUGCAGGCUAACGGCUAAUGUGUUUCUGUAGUGAGCGCAGGUUAGCUCGGUAGCUAGCUGUUAGCUGAGCGGCGACAACACGUUUUCUCGUUAAAGCUAGGAGCAGUAAUGAAUCAUAAGAGUAAGAAGAGGAUUAAAGAGGCCAAACGGAGCGCCAGGCCCGAGCUGAAGGACUCGUUAGACUGGAUAAAACACGGCUACCAUGAGACUUUCGACCUGUCGCACCGCACCGUGAAGGACAACGUUGAGCGCGUGGACGCUGUCCGUCUCAGCCCGGACGAGUUCAUCCAGCGCUUCGAGCGUCCGUACAAACCCGUUGUCCUGCUCGGUUGCCAGGACAACUGGCCAGCGCGAGAGAAAUGGACUCUGGAGCGCCUCAAACGCAAAUACCGCAACCAGAAGUUCAAGUGUGGCGAGGACAACGACGGCUACUCGGUGAAGAUGAAGAUGAAGUACUACGUGGAGUAUCUGGAGAACACCCGCGACGACAGCCCGCUUUACAUCUUCGACAGCAGCUACGGUGAACACGCCAAACGCCGCAAACUCCUGGAUGACUACCAGGUCCCAGUGUUCUUCAGGGACGAUCUGUUCCAGUUCGCAGGGGAGAAGAGACGCCCGCCAUACAGGUGGUUCGUCAUGGGUCCGGCCCGGUCUGGCACUGGGAUCCACAUCGACCCCCUUGGAACCAGCGCCUGGAAUGCCCUGGUCCAAGGCCAUAAGAGGUGGUGUCUGUUCCCGACAAACACCCCUCGAGAGCUGAUCAAAGUGACCCGGGAGGACGGGGGCAACCAGCAGGAUGAGGCUAUCACGUGGUUCAACGUGGUCUACCCCCGCACGCAGCAGCCCACCUGGCCUGCCGAGUUCAGACCCCUGGAGAUCCUGCAGAGACCCGGAGAGACCGUCUUUGUACCAGGUGGAUGGUGGCACGUUGUCCUCAACCUGGACACCACCAUCGCCGUCACGCAGAACUUCGCCAGCACCACCAACUUCCCCAUCGUGUGGCACAAAACUGUGCGAGGACGACCCAAACUGUCCAGGAAGUGGUACCGGAUCUUGAAGCAGGAGCGUCCGGACCUGGCGGCUCUGGCCGAUAAAGUCGACCUCCAGGAGUCAACGGGCAUCGCCUCCGACAGCUCCAGCGACUCUUCGUCGUCCUCAUCCUCCAGCUCAUCGGACUCCGACUCUGAUGCCGAGUCAGGCUCCGAGGGGGACGCCAUGUCCCACCGCCGCAAGAAGAGACGCACCUGCAGCAGCGCUGCCGCCAACGGAGACACCAGCAGCCAGGAUGACUGUGUCAGCAAGGAGAGGAGCUCAUCCCGGUGACCUCUGACCCCCCCCGGCCUCCGCGCUGACCCCGCCCACAGUGUCUGUCCGUGGGAGGAGAUGGCGCACUGAGGACAUUAAAGGGUCAGUGGGGGAUUUUCUGAACUUUAGACAAAGCAGUGAAUGAAUCUACAAACAGCAGAAACACAACGAACACUAAUACGACCUGAUGAUUGACAGGUUAAAGCAGUGGUGUCCAACAUACGGCCCGUGGACCAAAACCGGGACGUCAAGAGUCCGAUCCGUCCCAUCAUACACUGAGAUAUUAAAUUAUCUCUGAAAUCACUGAAAUUAUUAAAUAUUGGUGUUAAAAUCCUUCACAUUCAGUCUAAUAUGAUCUAAAGUGGAUCAGAACCAGUGGAAUAAGAACAGAAUAACCCAGAAAUAAUGACAAAUACAGACCUUUUAUUUUAGUGAAAGAAAGAAAAAUUAUAUGAAAAUGUUGACGUUUACAAACUAUCCUUAAACUAUAAAUGUGAAUAACCGGAAAUGUCUUAAGAAAAAUAAGUGCAAUUUAUUCAGUCCAAGUGUAAAUAAUUUAAAGUCUGAUAUUUUUCCUGUUGACCAGGGGUAUCAAACAUGCGGUCCGUGGGCCAAAACCAGGCCGCCAAACGGUCCAAUCCAGUUCACGGGAUGAAUUUAUGAAAUGCAAGAACUACACAAAACAUGAACAACAUUCAAGGACGUCAAACUAAAUGGAUUUGAACACCAUUAACUGUUAAUAUCAGUCAUUUUUGUAUUUAAUGGGAGGGGUUGAACUCUGGAGGUCCGGUUCUGGUCCACGGGCCUUAUGUUGGACCCCCCUGUCGUUCCUUUUCGUUUCCUGAUGUAAACACCUGGCCCUUUUUCCAGUUGGAUCUGUUUGUCGAUGAAUCCACUGCUUCUUUAAUGAGGUUAAAGGGCAGAAAAUCACCAGAGUUCGACUGCAAAACGAGUCGACGCAGAAAAUCUGUUUAAUAUUAGCACUUUGAAAACCAUCCAACAGAUUCUAGUUUUGUGACUCCAGCGCCUGCAUCAGGACUCGAUGUGUGUUCGCAGGAAACAUUAAGGCCAGAAUCUGUUUUCUAUGAGUUUAUUUACUGAACCAGUGCCUCUGAAUUUCCCCAAAAUAGAAGAAAAUGGUGCCAACGCUCCGGGUUGAAAGUGUUCAAAUCAUCGUUUACAAGUGAAUGUUCGUCACCGGUGGAAACCAUCAGUGUUUGUCGGAAAAAAAGACCCAAAUACUAACGUCAGAACCC
Messenger RNA from Sphaeramia orbicularis (orbiculate cardinalfish), 2769 nucleotides. It is a transcript of the gene jmjd6, whose product is annotated as jumonji domain containing 6, arginine demethylase and lysine hydroxylase. Gene Ontology annotation, biological process: phagocytosis. NCBI's taxonomy places the organism in Eukaryota, Metazoa, Chordata, Actinopteri, Kurtiformes, Apogonidae. Gene Ontology annotation, cellular component: cytoplasm; nucleus. Bases 317 to 1531 code for a protein of 404 amino acids. Gene Ontology annotation, molecular function: histone H4R3 demethylase activity; P-TEFb complex binding. The transcript has 6 exons. The record is from RefSeq and is a predicted model, not a curated record.